Messenger RNA from Cryptomeria japonica (Japanese cedar), 2356 nucleotides. Its product is annotated as probable protein phosphatase 2C 2. Gene Ontology annotation, molecular function: cation binding; protein serine/threonine phosphatase activity. The coding region runs from base 304 to 1812 and encodes 502 amino acids. Gene Ontology annotation, cellular component: nucleus; cytosol. The record is from RefSeq and is a predicted model, not a curated record. The transcript is spliced from 5 exons. Lineage: Eukaryota; Viridiplantae; Streptophyta; Pinopsida; Cupressales; Cupressaceae. Gene Ontology annotation, biological process: protein dephosphorylation.
AUCAUGAGCUUGCUUCGAGAUUAAGUCUGCUCUUUGUGUAUUUAUAGUCCCCAAACUUUGCCUGUCUUCUAUCGCAGUAAUGAUCUUGGCUUGUUUUGUUUCACUGGUAUUUAUAUUUAUAUUCCCAAUUUUUUGUUUAGGAAUUCGUUUUUUUACAGGUUCUGUCUAGUCCACGUUAAAAUUUGGGGAAUUUCAACGAGACACCUGGAAUUUGUUUCUUGGUUUGCAGGGGGGGCAACGAGAUACCCGUGUGAGGAAAUCUGAGAGGCUAUAAAUAAACCUGUUUGCCGUGUGCCUCGAAUAAUGAAUCUCGAAAGGCUCGUGAGAUUGUUUUAUCGACUUUUUCAGGGAAUUUCGAUGUGUUUUGUGUUCAUCCGGACGUGCAAAACUUACAGCAAAUUGAAGAUGGCGUUAAGUGCAGCCGUUGAGGCGGCUUCAUUGUCUCCCGUUGGAGUUUCGACUUCUUAUUCUCCCAAUUCUGUCAGAAGACGCUCGUUUCAAGAUUUGAGCGUUGAGAUCUGUUCUGAAAGCUCACAGCCAUUGGCGUCUCCUUUGAAUUCUGCUUCUCCUUAUGGAAAACUGAAAACUUUUUCUCCUGGAUCGAAGAUUAGAAAUAGCUCUGUGCACUUUCAGGAGUGUCUGGGACCCGCUAAUACAAUACCCAUCGACCAAUUUCAAUUGGUUUCUCCCCGAAGACCCAAUUUGACUGGUUUAAAUCAGAAUUGUCAUGGUUUUGUACAGGGAAACGAUCUUUCAGGGCCUUCAGCAUAUUUUAAUACAGAAUCCUCUGUUAAAAUUCAUGAAGAUAAAGUGGGAUGUGAUGACUCGAAGGUUAACGCUACCGGUGGAUUUAUUGAAGGAAAUGGGUUGAAAUUGAAUCGGCCUCCAUUAGCCUCAAAGAGGCGGCGUCCUCCGACGCUUGAAAUUCCUCACUUGCCCAUGUCUUUAACGCCAUGUUUUCACAGAGCUAACUUGGCUGAGGAGUUGCAGAAGGAAACGUGUUUUCAAGGUUGUAACUACUCUGUUGCCUGCAAAAAGGGUCGCAGAGAAGUUAUGGAAGACGCUUACAAGGCAAUCAUUAACAUUUCUGGGGAUUCCAGGAAGGCUUUCUUCGGUGUGUUUGAUGGGCAUGGCGGCCGCAAGGCUGCGGAUUUUGCAGCAGAGAGACUCGGCCAAAACAUUGCAGAUGCAGUCACUGAAAACGGGAAAGGCGACUGUCACAUGGAAGACGUGGUUAGAACAGGCUACCUGACCACAGACGAAGCCUUUUCCAAGCAGAAUAUAAACAGUGGGGCAUGCUGCGUGACGGCCCUGAUCACAGGAGAUCUCAUGGUGGUCGCCAACGCAGGAGAUUGCCGCGCAGUGUUAAGCAGAGAUGGGAAUGCUGAAGCCCUCACAUGUGACCACAGAGUGGAAAGGGAAGAUGAGCGCCAAAGGAUAGAAGAUCUGGGUGGAUACGUAGACUGUCAUAAUGGUGUAUGGAGAGUACAGGGACUGCUUGCAGUAUCAAGAAGCAUAGGUGAUAUAAACAUGAAAGAGUUGAUAUCAGCGGAACCAGAAAUGAAGAAGCUCACCAUUACGCCUGACUGUGAGUUUCUCAUAUUGGCAUCCGAUGGCUUGUGGGACAAGAUUAGCAAUCAAGAGGCUGUGGACACAUCAAGGGCUUUGUGUGUAGAGAAAUUGAGAAGCGCGGAAGGGUUUUGUGAGCGUUCAUUGAGGGCAUGCAGAAAGCUUGUGGAUGUUGCCGUCAGCAGAGGAAGCAAGGAUGAUGUGACUGUCAUGAUUGUGGACCUCAAACACUUUUGCAGAUGAUUCUUUCAUUAGCAAAUGGAUGAAUAACAUGAUCUAAAGCUAAUUCGUUGAGGGAAAACAGUUGUUGCCCUCGAUUCGGAUGUACGAGGACUGUGUGACAUGACCCACAAAAUCUUUUGAGAUCGAGUCACACAGCUGUAGACCUCAACAUUCUUAAUAUUCUUUCUCGGACCUCAAAAAUGCUACCAGCUGGGUUGUGGCCAGAGUGGAUUCUGCAUGAUAGGGGACUUUCAGUUGUAAAUUUGAUGACCGUAUCACCGUAUUUGUCAUUUUUUGGGCAUAGAAUACCAUCAAUUUUUUUGGGGGGGGCGCAUAGAUGUUUAUAUCUCUACCCUUGAAGGAAUAAGGAGGACUACCUUCAGAAAUAUUACAUUUUUUUUUAUCUAACCAGAGUCGAGUUAAAUUAAUCCUGGAAGGGAAUAGAAGGGCUUUCUUAGGUUUCAUAGUGACUUAUUUGAAAAGUUCAUGUAACUUAUUUAGCAAGUUCACUUACUUUCUGGUAAGUUAAUUAUUUUGUUAUAAAAAUAUAAUUAUUUGUAAUUUU